Messenger RNA from Plodia interpunctella (Indianmeal moth), 2637 nucleotides. RefSeq names its product Vacuolar protein sorting 51 (gene Vps51). Gene Ontology annotation, biological process: lysosomal transport; Golgi organization; retrograde transport, endosome to Golgi. The record is from RefSeq and is a predicted model, not a curated record. Gene Ontology annotation, cellular component: GARP complex; EARP complex; membrane. The coding region runs from base 427 to 2529 and encodes 700 amino acids. The transcript has a single exon. Lineage: Eukaryota; Metazoa; Arthropoda; Insecta; Lepidoptera; Pyralidae.
AUAGGCGAUUGCCAGGUCAACCGGUGACUCAACAGCCUUAGCAUUCAUUCGCUUGUUCUAAAUCAGCUGUGAAUAUUUAUACAAGUUUGUGAGGAUUUGUGUAUGUUUGUGCCUAUAGGGCGGAAAAUAAAUUUCAAAAGGUUAUUCAAAAGGUCAUUUGGGGCUGUAACUCAGCGAAUCCCGGGAUCAGCUAUAAAAAUAAAUAAUAGGACUCUUUGCCUUUUCAUAUAUUAAAAAAGUGGUAUUUGACAUUGACACUAAUAAUAACAUGACUUUGACAGCCAAUCCAACACUACAAAAAAACAUUUAUUUUAGAUUGGUUUUUGGUAAAAUUAUGAAAAAUACGAAAAAAUAAUUAAGUACUGAUUGGAAGUUUUUUGAUUAAUUAAUUUAAAUUUAAGCUGGAAAUUUUGCCACCUAGAAAAUAUGGCAGAAUCUCAAGCAAAUGGAGAUAAUCCGCUGGAUAUCGACGGGAACAACUUUAACGCUGACUUAUAUCUUGAAAAUGUCCUGAAACGAGCUACUCUGCGACAAAUCAUGGACAAGGAGGCCGAAGUGGUCACCCAGAGCCAGUUUCUCCAAUCAGAAAUGCAGACCUUAGUCUAUGAGAACUACAACAAAUUCAUUUCGGCAACUGAGACUGUACGCAAAAUGCGUUCAGAUUUCAAGAUAAUGCAAGAAGAAAUGAACAAGCUGAGUGAGAACAUAAACAAAAUUACUACCUUCAGCUCCCAGAUCUCAGAAUCCUUGAAGGACAGUGGCAACAAUGUGAGUAGACUUUGUGGAACACGGCAAUUGUUGGACAAACUUCAAUUUCUUUUUUUAUUGCCCACUCAGUUGAAUAAAGCCAUAGACGAAAACAGGUACGCUGAUGCUGUCCACGACUAUACCCAUGCUCAAAGAGUGUUGCAAAAAUAUGGCAACCAACCUUCUUUUCAAAGCAUCCAAACUGAAUGUUCUGAGAUUAUUUAUGGCUUAAAAAAAACUUUGAGAGAUAGAUUGUUAAGUCCAGAAACUUCGGCUUCUGAGUUAGCUGAGAGUGUGGGCUUAUUGAGACAGCUUCAGGAAACUGAUUCAUCCCUGAAAGACAUCUUCUUGAGCUGUGCUGAAAGUAGACUCGACAAACAUCUACAGACAUUAAGUGGCAUGGUUGAAACAACAGACAUUUUGGAAUGGGUAGAGAAAUGUAACAAUACAUUGCUAGCGGACUUGGGAAUAGUUAUAUCCUGCUACCAUGAAAUGUUUCAAGACAAAGAGGACACAAAUAUCCCGGAGUUUGCUGAUAAAAUUGUGAUGCAACUGUUCCAUCUCUUUGAAGAAGUCGUUAAAAGACCAGAGAAUGUUGGCACUGAAAUUUUGAUUAGAGGACUGGAUAAAUUCUUCAGGAAGUUACAGGCUAUGACUGAAAUAAUUUCGAGUGAUGCAAUGUCCAAUAAAGCUGUAGAGUUAGUAGUGCAGUGUAUAGAUCACAAAGCCACAAUUCAGUACCAAUCAAUACAGUCACAUUUCAAAGAUAGCUUGAUGAAAGUCCGACAAUCUUUAGCCAGCAAAGGAACUGAAAAUGCAGACUUGAAAGAUAUCCUCAACUCUUUGCAAGUGUAUCUCAUGCAGAAAGUCCAAGCUUCUCUUCUAGAUCUGAUGGCAUUUUUGCAAAACAAUCUGUCUUUUGGUCUCAAGCAAUGGUGUGCCAAAUCUGUGUCAGACGCUUGCUGGAAGAUUGUCUCAGAAACCAUGGUGAAUCUGUCAGAUAUAGUCAAGACAUCCUGUUUGCAGACUUCAAACAACAACAUUCCAUUUGAAUUACUACUGAUUCUUGCUAAGUUAUGUUUAGAAAUGCAAGACAGUGGAGUAACAACAUUACAUAGUCACUUGUUGAAGCUAUUAGAAGAAUCAGCACCUGGCUUGACAAUAGAGAAUAGAGAUACCAACAGUAUAAUGGUACAUUUAUCGACAGCAGCACAAGCAGCAUUAGAUUCAGAGGUAGUAUUUAUAGGGCAGACUGCAGCUCAGAUGCUGAGGGUGUCCGUUUUAGCGAGAGAUUGGUUACGAGCACCUGAACCACGAGGGCCUAGAGCUGUUUGCCGAAGAGUCGUGGAAACAUUAGCCAGUGCCGACAAUGCUGCAGCUCAACUUUUCCCAACUAGUGUGAAACCAUCCAGUGAUUCAAGUAGGAGAACUAUUUGGUCUCGCGCACCAUCAUCCUUCUCACCAAUAAAUAGGAUUUUCUCUGAAAGAAUUGAGGUUUUCAGUCCGGCUGGUGCGGAUAGAGCGGCGUUGUCAAAUGGAGCUUUAAAAGUCGCGUUAAAGGCCUUGGUGGAAUGCGUACGGCUGCGAACAUUUGGGAGGCACGGAUUGCAGCAGUUGCAAGUUGAUGUGCAUUUCUUGCAACAACGCUUGUCGUGCAUGGGCAAUGACGAGCGAUUGCUUAAUGCACUAUUAGAGGAUGCUUUAGCCUCUGCUCAGUUGAGAUGUGUGGACCCUCAGUUGAUGGAGCCUAGUAUUGUAGACAUUAUUUGUGAACGGGGUUGAAGUUUUUUUAUUAUUAAGUAAAAUGAUAUAUAAAUAUUUAUUCUCAAUACUUAUAUGUUAAAAUUAAGAAUGUAAAUAUAUUUUAAUAAUAAAGCCGUUGUAAUUUUA